GAAUGUUAUAAAAGUUUGAUAUCCUCACUGCAGUGUACAUUUCAAGCAUUGCGGCCGUUGAGGGAAGUUUGUGCAAUGAGAGUUUCAACGUUUGUGUUUCUGGUUUCUGCGGUCGUCACUGUUUGCGCUGAUGAAAACAACGAUGCAUGGCAAGCGAAGCAGAUCAUUCCAAAUGCGGCCAAGUGGAUCGAUGAUAGUUAUGCAAAGCGACAACAUGAAUUAGGAAAAAUAAUCGGAGGUCACAAGGUUGAAGUUACCCAAUUUCCAUAUCAACUUUCGUUGAGAAGCUAUGAUAACCAUAUUUGCGGGGCUUCAAUUAUCUCCACUUAUUGGGCGCUCACCGCAGCACAUUGUGUCUUCCCUCAACGCGAGCUUCGAACCAUUACACUUGUUGCCGGAGCGAGCGACCGCCUACAAGGAGGCAGAAUUCAGAACGUGACCCGAAUUGUGGUCCACCCGGAGUACAAUCCAGCAACGUUUGACAAUGAUGUGGCAGUUUUGCGAGUGAAAAUUCCUUUAAUCGGACUAAAUAUUCGAUCAACCCUCAUAGCCCCCGCAGAGUACGAGCCAUAUCAGGGUAUUCGAAGUUUGGUCACUGGAUGGGGUAGAACGUUGACUGAUAACGGGCUACCGACGAAGCUACACGCUGUCGAUAUCCCGAUAGUGUCCAGAAGCACAUGCGCCAGUUAUUGGGGCACAGAUCUGAUAACGGAAAGGAUGAUUUGUGCAGGUCAGGAAGGGCGUGAUUCGUGCAACGGAGACAGUGGUGGUCCGUUGGUUUCUGGUGGCCAGCAAAUCGGCAUUGUGUCAUGGGGAUCAACGGAAUGUGGAGGUCCAUUGCCUGCAGUAUAUACGAAUAUUGGGCACCCCAAAGUGCGACAAUUCAUCAAAAUGACGACUGGAGUGUGAAAUACAACCUGACUUACAGUGAAUAUUUUAGGAACUCUGAAUGCAUAAAAUAUGGUUUUGAAAUUGCAAUAAACAUUAACAGCGAUAAAAUA
Molecule: messenger RNA, 1001 nt
Organism: Aedes aegypti (yellow fever mosquito)
Lineage: Eukaryota; Metazoa; Arthropoda; Insecta; Diptera; Culicidae
Product: trypsin alpha-3
Exons: 5
Coding region: 76-909 (277 amino acids)
Biological process (GO): proteolysis
Molecular function (GO): serine-type endopeptidase activity
Source: RefSeq, a predicted model, not a curated record